AUGGUAAUUUUACAAGCAGAGUUGACUUAGGAUAUCUCUCUUGAAGACGGACAGAACUAUCAGCUGUAUAUACCCUACGGAGAAAUUCGAGCAUUCAAGUACACAAUUCCCGCUAGACUACAUGAAGGCUAAUCAAUCCUUGUUAGAGCUGCCUCAAUGAGACAACUCCCGAAGGACUUCAACUUGCUAGUUUAACCUAUGGAUCCAUAGUAUAGGAGUGAGGCAUUCCAACUGAAGGGCCGGGAAGUCUGGAAGCGCGGCUAAGUUGUGAUGAUAAUGCUGGGAGAUAGUUAGGGAUAUUGUGCUGGAUGUGAGGUGCAGGUGGUGAUUGAGUCUGGCGAGUCUGCCUACUUCUAAGUAUCGGCAGAGACAGAGGAGGAAGUACUGGAAGUGCAUGAGAAUAUGAUUCGGAAUGACCUGGUGUUUGAAAACAAGACUAAGUGUUUCCUCUACUUUGUGAGGUCAGACUUGACUGAUUUGAUGAUCAAAAUUGCUACCUUUCAAGGAAGAGUUAACUUGUUGAUUAAAAAAUACGAUUUUCAAGAGAAUGAAGAAAAAGAUUAUCAAGAGAAUGAAGAAAAAGAUUAUCAAGAGAUUGAAGUAUAUGAUAGGAUAGAUUAUAAUUUAUCAGAGUUUAUUGCGAAUAUCUCCUCUGACUCUAGGCUAUAUAUCUUCAAUCGGCCUAUGGGAAGCUAUUCAAUCUGUGUCUAAGGUUUAUAAUUUGUUUCUUUUUCACUUAAAGUAUAUGAGAUUAUGAAUAAUGAUGAGACUGUUGUCAACACAUUUCUCUAAGAUGGAUUUGAGGAGGAAUUUAAACUACUUGGUCAGAGUAUAAAUUAUCACUAAUACAUUGUACCUAUCGAGGGAAUCAAUGAGAAAAUUCUUAGAUUUUAAUUUAAUAUUUAGCCGAUAAGUGGAGGUGAUCCAGAAGUUGGAAUACUAUUUUGUAAAAAGACCAUUAAAAAUAAAUGCCUAUUGGAUUUUGAUAAAAAACUUAAAAACACUUCUAUGGAUAGCAUUCAGUAUUUAAAUAGAGUUUAUCCCACUGGAUAGAAGUUUAAAGCAGAAAUUACUUAUGAAUACAAUGAUUGCUAAUUAGAUAAUCAGUUGGAUGAUUGUUUAUAUAUAGUUAUAGUUCAAAAUAAUUAACUAAGAUCCAUCAGCUAUAAAAUCUAAGUGAAUAUGUUAUUUUCAGAUUUCAAGCAGAUGCGAGAAGGCUAAAUUGUAGCUGAUGAGGUUGAUCAUAAUAAAUAUUCAUAUUACUAAUUCAAACUUGCAGAUGACUAUAAUAUUGAGGCAAUUCAAAUUAGACUUGAUAAACUUCAUGGUGAUGCUAAGCUUAUUGCAAGUUCGAUGUUUUCCUGGCCUACAUUAGAAUAUAGUGAAUAUAAGGGCAGCAUUUAGAAUUCUGAGUAUGAAAUAAUUGAAUUGACAAGAGAGAAUAGGGAGUAUUAUUCAGAUUAGUCUCCUAGAACUUUGCAAGAGACCUAUUCUAUAGGAGUUUAUGGCGAUUCCUAUGCCACCUUCACAUUAUUGAUUACACUGUUAAGAAAAAAUUAGCAAGUAUUAGGUUAUGUAAAAUCAUCAAUUAAGCUACUAGAAGGAGUAUCUCUUCAUCAGAAAAUUGGUAAUGCAGAUUAAAAAAUCAAUAGCUACUUUUAUUUGGAUAGUCUUUUCGAUGAUAUUUUGUUGAUAGACUACAAUAAUCCAUUAAAUAAUACAAUUACAUAUGGUAAACUUAACGAAUAACCCAAAGAGAAUGAUUAUGAUUUUGUUCUAGAGCAUGGAUUAAAUUAAUUCAACAAUUAAGAUGCCUAUAAGGUUUUGAAAGCCAAUGCAAUAUAUUAUCUCAUGACAAAAGCUAACCCUUAAAGAAAAAUCUUAAAUCAAGAAUAGAAAGAUGAUUUAUAAUUCUCAUUAGUUUGGAGGAGAAAUAGCUGGAGAUAGCACAUCAACUCUAAUCAGUAAUUGGAUAUUUACUAAAAUACUAAAUCAACUUAAUUAUUAGGUUUCAUCCAUUACUUGAUGGAAAAUAAAUAUGAUAUAAAAAUAGCAAUUAAGUCUAGUUAGAUCUAAGAUCUAUAAAUUCUCAUUACCUUUCAAACUAAACCUGCAUAGUCUAAUCAUGACUUUCAGAGUAAGGAUAUUGACUGGAUUGGAAAUUAUGGAAUAAUUACUAUUUCCAGAACUUAAAUAUCUUAAGCUACACCCGAAUGCUCUGAUUUCAAUUACAUUUCUAGCAAAGUUUGUACUUUAUACAUAAAUAUCUACUGUUUAAAUCCGUUAGGUUGUAUAUCUAAUUUAGAGCUUUCAUAUAGAAGUCCAAAGAAUUAAUAAUUAAAAGAAGGUUAGAUAAGAUAUUCCUCAAUAAAAUAGAAUGAAUUCUAGACUUAUCAUUAUGUAAAAGAAUACAACAGGACAGAAUAAUGGAUAGUCUAGCUAUAAAAUCUACAAGGCCAUUGCUUUAUCAUAGCAAUAUUUAUCCUAGUGAAUAGUAAUAAUCUUUUACCAGAUGAAUAAUAGAUAUAAAGCUUUUUGCUAAAAAAUGCUAAUUAUUAAUCUGUCUCUUAACUUGGAAACGAGAUUAUGAGUUUUUCUGGGGGCUAUUAUGAUUAAUGCAGUACAUCUAAUAAAAUAAAUGAAAAUGAUACUAACUAUUGCUAUAUCUUUUUUGGAGUAUUUCCAAAGGAAUAUACGGACUCUAAAUCAAGAGAUAAAAAUGAAGUUAACAUAUUCAGUAUCAUCAUUUAAUUUGGUCUUUUGGAGUUGGAUUUAAUUACAAGAACUCAUUUUGUAAAUUUACAAUCUGGUCAGUUUACUUACCUAGUUUAUCUUGAUCAAAUGUAGACAUCCAAGAUUAGACUCAAUGUAGAAUCUUACAACUCUUCCCUCAUUGAAAUAUAUGCUAAUAAGGGAUUACUUUAACCCUCCAGGACUGACUUUGAUUUUAGGAAAGAAUUUGAUUAAUAAAAUUUCUUAGAAAUAAGUAUUAGUUCACCCUAUUUUUAAGAGAAAAAUCUUACUUAGAUGUCUGAUUAUUAUGUUUUUGGAUUAUUUUCAACGAAUAACCAAACAGUUCAAGUUUCAUUGGAUACAUAAAUUUCCAAAUUUUAAUAAUUAAUUCCACCAGGAUCAUAUGAAUUAUAUUUGGAGUAGUUUGAUACUGCAAUUUAUAAAUGUUUUAUGUGGCAAAAAUUAGGAAGAAUGAUAGACUUAAAGGUAAUAACUGGAAAAUUAUCAUUCUUUAUAUUUCAGGCGAAUACGGAGGAUUUACCAUAAUUAUAAGAAUAGUAUAUAGAUGAAAAUUAUAUUAAAUCAAAACACACCUGGUAAAGGUAAAACAUAACUUCUCUCUCAUCAGAGGAGGAAUCUUAAAUAGUGAUUUUAAAAUAAGAUAGAAACUAUUGCAUUAAUUGCAUAAUAUUCUUGCUAGUUUGCACUUAUGAACAAAAAACUUAAUUCUAAAUAAAAAUUAGUAAUCUCGAAAAUGCUCAAAAAUAAUUAUAUUUCCUAAGUAUUGGAGAAAUAAGAAGAAUUGAGCUAUAAGGUAAAGAAACUAAGAAAAUUAAUGUAUUUAUAAUUGAAAACAUUGAUCCUAUAUCAAUUACAACCACAAUUUUAUCUGGAUCUAUUAAUCUUUACAUUUCUUUGACACCAGACAUUAACAAUGCUAAUUAUGUUUACUCAAAUCCAAAUAUUGUCAAAUUCAACCAGAGUCAAUUUAUUACAGGAAAGCUAUACUAUCUAAUAGUUUAAUCUAAUAGCGAAUACUCAUAACUUACAAUUUAGAUGACUUAAAAUAUAACAAUUACCAGUCUUUAAUAAAAUCUUCCAUAGGUUGUGAAUUUCAGUAGCUUUAAUGACAAUAAAAAAUUAUUCACGUACAAAUUACCAUCUGGAAAUGCUUAAAUACAGAUCAAUAUAAAGACGAGAGCAAAAGGAUUUUAUCCUACUAUAUAUUACUCUAUUGUAAAUCAAAGUAUCACCUAGAAGGGAAUAUUCCCUCCAGAUGAAUAACUAGACAACAGCAAGCUGACAAUUAGGGAUUGGGACAAAAAUAUCUAUCAGCUAGAUAUCUCUUUCGAGCUGGAAAAUUCUUUGCCAAAUCAGAUUUUAGCAAUGUCUGUCAUUUACUAUAAUGAAAAUUUGACAUAUCCAGAUGAAAAAACAGAUCUGAAGCUAAUUGAGAAUCUAAGAAGUGAUGCUUAGAUUAUAAUUACUAUUUCAGAUUCAAGUAUUCAUAAAAUAUUGCCAUCUACAGAAUAUUCUUUUGCUUUCAAAGACUUAAAACCAUUGAUUUUCAAAGUCUCAUUUUCUACUAACUCAACAUUAAUAAUAAAACUUUCAGACUGCAAAGGACAGUCGUAAUUUUCAUUGAUAAAGAAUUUGCAAGAUCUUAAUACUAAGAGAAUCAACUUAACGAUUACUGAGGAGUACGGUUAUAAAGUUGCAGUUAUCAGCAAUUUGACAAGAGAGUACUUUAUUGUUGUUGAGCCAUUCCAAGUCCUCGAUAGGUCUCAAAAACUAGAAACUGAGUUUAUGAUAUUUUAUGAAGUCACUGAAUCAUAACAAAAAAUGAAAGAAAUCUAAAGCAAUUACAUUGCAGAAAACUUUGGAUAAAUAUAAUAUGAGCAGCAGAAAGAUUCAUAAGGAUCAAUAAAACUAAGCUGGGGUGAUCUUUACACUAAGCAAGUUGGAUAAGAUUCACAAAGAAUCAAUGGAGUUAAAUAUAAACUUAUCAAGACUAAUGACUUAUCAGUACAGCUAGGGCAUAUUUGUGCUGUUAAGCAUUUAAAAGAGUUUAAGAUACUCAUAGACGAAAGCGAGGGAGUUAAUACAUUUAUAGAUGAAGAAUUAUCUGAUGAAACUGUACAAUAUAACGUAUUUGCUAUGCUUGAUGAAUAAUCAAUAUCAUUUCCAUAUAAGCCUAUCCUUGUAAAGAAGUAGGAUUUUGCUAUCUAGGAUUAAUCCCAAUUUUUAGUCCUAGCUAUUUGCAUAGUAUUGCUUUUAUUAGUCACAGCUAUUGCAAUUGCGAUUUAUUUUUACUUUAUUACAAAAAUACUCAAGAAUAGACUUAGCUCCAAAUAUGAAACUAAACAGUUACCAUAGCAAACUGAAAUUACUAAUCCAAAUAACAAUACUCAAUUGGGAGAAAUUUCUAGUGAUGUUAUUUUUCCUGAUGUUGCAAACUUGAACUUGAACUUUGAUUAGUAGCCAGGAGAAAUUAAAGCCUUCAGAAAAAUAAAGGAGGAUGAAAAUAUUGAAUUUGAAUGA
This is a messenger RNA of Stylonychia lemnae, 5274 nucleotides long. NCBI's taxonomy places the organism in Eukaryota, Ciliophora, Spirotrichea, Sporadotrichida, Oxytrichidae. The record is from the annotation of a GenBank genome assembly.